This is a messenger RNA of Calypte anna (Anna's hummingbird), 413 nucleotides long. It is a transcript of the gene ATP5F1E, whose product is annotated as ATP synthase F1 subunit epsilon. Gene Ontology annotation, molecular function: proton-transporting ATP synthase activity, rotational mechanism. The coding region runs from base 117 to 272 and encodes 51 amino acids. Lineage: Eukaryota; Metazoa; Chordata; Aves; Apodiformes; Trochilidae. Gene Ontology annotation, biological process: proton motive force-driven mitochondrial ATP synthesis. The transcript has 3 exons. The record is from RefSeq and is a predicted model, not a curated record. Gene Ontology annotation, cellular component: mitochondrial inner membrane.
GCUGCCGUCUUUCCUCUUCCGGCGGGUGCUGACCUUGCCCCGCAGCGGAGCCGCCGGAGAGUCCCGAGUGUCUCAGACCCGAACCCGCAACCCGAACCCGAACCCGAACCGCAGCCAUGGUGGCCUACUGGCGGCAGGCCGGGCUCAGUUACAUCCGGUACUCCCAGAUCUGUGCCCAGGUGGUAAGAGCGGCAAUGAAGCCUCAGUACAAAGCAGAGGCAGAAAGGGCAGCAGUGGCCACUGUGAAGACUGUGAAACCCAAAAAGGAAUAAAACGAGCUCAUUUGUGAUGAAUAACAGCAAACUGCAAAGCUGUAGGCAAGCUCAAGACUGCAAAAUGUCAUCACAUUAACUGUAAAACUUGCUCCUGUAUGCAAAUCAGCAUGUUAAUAAAUAUAUUUUCUGUUUAACAAA